CUGUCAGUAGACGAAAUGACGCGCCGGAGAGCGUUUCCGUUUGCGUUUUUGUCAGCGUUGGUGUUCUGCGUGACACUUCAACAAGUCAUUUCCGCUGAAACUAUUGAAAAUAAAAGCGUCACUGAGAAAGAGCAACCACUCGGUUGCAUUGAAUGCGGAUAUUACAGGUGUCCGGAAGACCCUGGAAAAUGUUUGUUGGGAUCGGUGCCUGAUCCUUGCGGAUGCUGUCCGGAUGGUUUGUGCGCCCGCUUCCUUGGCGAACCAUGCUGGAAUUCGAGCAUUUCUCUUCUGUCUCCAAAGAACCGUAACGAUGGAUACUGUGCAAGAAAUUAUCUGUGCGAGUUGCGAUCUGACCUACAAGAAGAGGAUACUCCAGAGGCAGCCUGUGUCUGUAUGGAACAGAGCCCGGCGUGUGGUAGCAAUAAUGAAACUUACGCGACACCAUGCGCGCUGCACGAGGAGGCAAUGAAACUCAGAAACUCAUCUUCCUUGAGGUUGCAACAUCUCGGUCCUUGUGAAAGUAGACCUUGGAUUCUGUCAACUUUAGAAGAUGUUGCCUCGCCUUUCGGUCAACGUGUCGCAUUAAAUUGCGAGGCAAAAGGAUUUCCAGUGCCGGAUAUCUUUUGGGAAUUUCACUCAGCUGAUGGAAGAAGAAUACUAAAACUGCCUGGAGAGGAACACGAGGCGACGGUACAUACGAGCGACGGCCCAGAGCCGCUUAUGCGAUCAUCGUGGAUGCAAUUGAGUCGACUAAACAAAGAACAUAUUGGAAUAUAUCAUUGCAUUGCUAACAAUUCCAUAGGGGAGGCAAGCACGACUUCAUUCGUGUCCAUGUCAUGAGAUAUUACUUAUAUUUCAUGAGAUAAUUUUUUAUAUAUUACGCAGGAAUAUAAUAUAGCAAGAAAAACAUAUUUUGGUAUUCAAAAAGUAUAUUUUUUUAACAAACAAACGUAGAAAAAAUUUUCCACACAGAUGACAUAAUUUUAGGAUUGAAUAGAUUUUAUUGAAAUGAAUCGCAUUUAUUGAUUCUUAUAAAGAAAUCUGCUUAUAAUAAAUCAAACACAAGCAAGAUUUAUUUUGUUCGACUUAUACUUUAAGCUUCUUUAAUGUUCUUGCCAUAUUCUUUAUUAUAUUCUUGCCAAUUCUGAUAUCAUAUUAAUAUUCUUCUGAAUCUGCUUACAACAUAAAGUCUCAUUUUUUAUCAUUGUUACCAAUCGCUUUGCGGCAGCGGCGGUGGACUGU
Molecule: messenger RNA, 1242 nt
Organism: Camponotus floridanus (Florida carpenter ant)
Lineage: Eukaryota; Metazoa; Arthropoda; Insecta; Hymenoptera; Formicidae
Product: insulin-like growth factor-binding protein-related protein 1
Exons: 4
Coding region: 16-840 (274 amino acids)
Biological process (GO): regulation of cell growth; regulation of signal transduction
Cellular component (GO): extracellular region
Molecular function (GO): insulin-like growth factor binding
Source: RefSeq, a predicted model, not a curated record